Molecule: messenger RNA, 7615 nt
Organism: Misgurnus anguillicaudatus (oriental weatherfish)
Lineage: Eukaryota; Metazoa; Chordata; Actinopteri; Cypriniformes; Cobitidae
Product: receptor-type tyrosine-protein phosphatase beta
Biological process (GO): angiogenesis; peptidyl-tyrosine dephosphorylation involved in inactivation of protein kinase activity
Cellular component (GO): signaling receptor complex
Molecular function (GO): cadherin binding; protein tyrosine phosphatase activity
Source: RefSeq, a predicted model, not a curated record
ACUUUUCCUUCCCGUGAAUGAGAAUUUCCUCCUGUGCACUCAAAACUCUCAUGUGAACUCACAGAAACCUACAAACCACUAAGAUGGAAACACUAUUUUUCAUUAUAAUAACACUGGAGUGCUUUUCUGCAUUAAGUGGGUUUCUGAUCACUCACACUAGUAAGGGUUUAUGUCUGAGCACAGACAGAGAUGUGAUAGUCCUGAAGAGAUGUGAUGUGAAUAAUCUGUUUCAACACUGGAGCUGGACGAACACAAUGAGACUCAAGCAUACACUCAUGUCCAGAUGUCUUUGGGCUGAUCAGAGCAGCUCUGUACCCCGGCACGCUCGCCUGGUCAAACUCAAUGACUGUUAUACUGCACCUGCCUGGAAAUGCUACGACAGUAGUGGGAUCUUUGGGUUAGCAGAGAUGCCAUUGUUCCUGAAAAAACAGGGCGUACGAGUCGUUGUUCGCUAUGAGCAAAGAUAUUCAAACUGGUCAAUGAUCACAGUGGAUUCAGAGGGAAGAUCGAAGAUCACAUCUUUAUGUCCGGACAAAGAUCCACCAAGUGUUACAACAAUCAAAUCCACAGGAGAUAACACUACAUUAACAGUGCCUGUCAUAACUCAUCACAGUGAAGCGAUCAGAAGCAGGACUAAACGCACUGGUACUACAGGUUUAGGUGAACUGAUAACAGUUACUGCUAAGACAGAUCUAAAAGAAAGAUCCACUCAAACCCUUAAAACACAGUCAUCAUAUGAAAUGAGUGAUGUUACAGAAAUGUCCUCCUCUCUUAUGGUUACAAAAACCCAACAUGCACCACAGAAUUUCACCCAAAACAAAAGUCCCCCGACAGUGUCCACCUCAGAUAUUUUGGAGUAUACUCAGGACCCUGUAAUUUCUCAGACCAGAUUAAUACUUUCCACAAUGGAUGCUAAGCCUUCGGUUUCUUCUAAUGUUACAUCUGUAACUCAGACUGCUUUAGAUUCUCAUAAAGAACUGUCUGAAGAUCACAGCAUCAUCACUCAUCUCACAACGACUGAGACUUCAACCAGUAGUUUAACUACAUCAAACACUGAUGGGAUGUGGACAAACGCUUCGACCAACACAUCGGCUUUAACCAAAACCAACAAAGACGUUCAGACUGUGUUGCCAUUUAAAACCACGGGCUCUGUAACGAGAACAACUCGAGCGAUAACUGAAGUUCUUUCUAAUACACCUAAAUCAACUCCAAAAACAGGCACUUAUUCUUCCAAAACUACAGGAAGUGCAACGACAACCCCUACAUCUACACCUGCCACAGAUAUGGACACAUUUACAUCAGUGAUUACCACAGCUACUGUGAGUCCAACCACAAGUCCAACAUUUACAACCACUAUUAUCAGCAGUUCUGCUCCUCUCAGGACAACAACCCCUCCACCAACUACAACUACUUACACAACAACGCUUGAAACCACGACAGAGGCUGUCAGAUGUUUGGUGAAUGUAACCUCAGCUAGUGUUAAUAUGGAUUAUUGUGUGCUGAAUUUAACAACACCUGGAAAAUUUUGCAACUUUAUUGCGAUUGACUCGACUGAUGCUUCUCGAGUAACAAAAUGCGUUCAAGACUUGAUGUUUCCCAACCGUUAUACAUGCCGGAUCAUGGAUUUGAUUCCUGGUGCUUCCUAUUUGUUUGGAAUCAUUUCAGAAUUAGAUGGCACACACUUGAAUAUUACAUUUCAAACCGCUCCUGCUGCUGUCACGGCAUUGACUCUUCAGAGCGAUGGUCAUCAGAACUCUCUCAAAGCCUCGUGGAUUCCUGCUGUUGGAAUCCUGGAAUCCUAUCAGCUCUCGCUGUCCACCUCCAACUCUCCUGAUCGGGAACUAACUCUACUCUCAAACACUUCUCAUUGGGUUUUCAAUGGCUUAACACCUGGAAAGCUUUAUCAAGUGUCCGUGAAGACAAAGAGUGGAGAACUCACAGCUGGGAGCGAGGCUACGGGACGAACAGCACCAGGACAAGUGGAUCACUUAAAGCUGGUGCCUCUUAAUGAGAAGAUCUUAAGGCUGUCCUGGUCUCCUCCUGAAGGCGACUGGGAUUUCUAUCGUAUACUGUUCUUCAACGGCUCCUCUGUGCUAAUGAACCGAACCGUGAGCAAGAAUCUUCUGGAGUUCAGCUUUACUAACUGGACUCUGAUUCCAGGCCGACAGUAUCAAGCUGCUAUCAGUGUUCAAAGUGGAUCGCUCAGCUCAACCAUAAACUGUCAAGGGAGAUUAGCUCCUGGAUCCGUUCAGCAGCUAAAUAUCUAUCACAGUGAGGAGACGUCUCUAAAAGUUGUCUGGGUCCAUCCUGUUGGUGAAUGGGACAACUUCACCGUUCAGCUGAAGGAUGGAGAUUUGAUUAUAGACAGAAGAAUAUUAGAUCAUGACGCAUUGCACUGCAGCUUUAAUAAUCUGACACCUGGACACAGCUAUACGAUCAUAGUGACAACCAAUAGUGGAAAUCUGAAUUACUCGGCCAACGUCACAGGAAAAACCAUCCCAGCUCAGGUGAAACACCUGCAGGUCAGUAAUGAAGGCAGUACAGAUGCUCUGCAGGUGCGCUGGGACAGAGCAGAUGGUGAGGUGGAUCUCUACCACGUUCUUCUCAUUCAUGACAGCGUCGUCAUGAAGAACGAAAGUGUGCAGCCAAACGUCACCUCCUAUCACUUUUAUGGUCUGAGAUCUGGUGCUCUGUACAGGACUGUGGUGAGCACAGCACACAGGGGUGUUCUCUCACGCCAGGCUGUAGCUGACGGACGUACAGUUCCAGCUGCAGUAAGAGACGUGACGGUCAGUAAUAAUGGACGCAUGGACUUUCUGAGCGUGUCCUGGAGAGCUGCUGAAGGAGAUGUUGACAAUUACUCAGUCACCCUAAGAGAUCAGGACAGACUGCUUCGCACUCUCACCGUCAAAAAGUUCACUACUGAAUAUGUUUUCGAUUCUCUGGUGUCUGGACGUCUGUAUAACAUCUCAAUCACCUCACGCAGUGGACUUUGUGAAAACCACACGGUAGUUCAGGAGCGUACACAACCGUCCACAGUGUUGAACCCCACCGCCACACAUAUGGCUCGUGAUGACCAUUUAAAGGUUUACUGGCACCACGCCGCAGGCGAUUUCGAUUACUAUCAUGUCUCUAUCAAGCACAAUAACAUCUUCUGCCAGAAUAAGACAGUAUCCAAGAGCCAAAAUGAAUGUGUUUUCAAUGACCUGGUACCAGGCCGACUCUACACAGUGAUCGUCAGUACAUGGAGUGGAAAAUAUGAAUCCAGUGUCUUAACACAUGGAAGGACAUUGCCAGCAGGAGUGAAAAAUCUGUCACUAGCAGACAGCAGCACAGAAGAUUUGCUGGUGACAUGGGUUUCAGCUCCAGGAGAUGUUGAUCAUUAUGAGGUUCAACUGCUCUAUAAUGACAUGAAAGUGUUUCCACCCAUUACCCUGACCAGCACCUCUAACAGAUACCUGCUUUCAUCACUUACCCCUGGACGACUCUACAAAAUCGUGGUGUCUACUUUCAGUGGACCUAACCUCAGUGUGCAGUUUAUCAAAGGCAGAACGGUUCCCAGUAAGGUGAAAAACAUUCACAUCAGUAAUGAUGGUCAGAGCAGCAGUUUGAGAGUGAACUGGACUCCAGGACAGGGUGACGUGGACCACUACUCUGUGUUGCUGUCUCAGAUGGCUAGUCAAACAGCAGUGGAAAGAUCAGUCCCAAAACAUGUAAAUGAGAUAAGCUUCAACAGUCUGCAGCCGGGACAACUGUACAUCAUUACUGUCACGUCAAUAAGUGGAUCUCUAAUCAAUAACAGCACAGCAACAGGAAGAACUGUUCCUUCCUUGGUGACAGCUUUAAAAGCAGAAAACCUGGGCAGCACAACCAGUAUACUUGUGUCAUGGCAGGCGAGUCGGGGUGUUUAUGACAGCUACCGACUGCAACUUCUGGAUGAGAGUGGGGCUCUAGUGUCCAACAGCUCUCAGAUGGCAGAUAUCAGCCAGCAUUACUUCAGACAGCUGACCCAAGGAAAAAAAUAUACCAUUGUGGUCCAGACCGUCAGUGGAGGAAUCAGCAGCAAAGACGUCAUUGUUGAGGCCCGAACCCGUCCAGAGGCUGUUUAUAAUCUGGCCGUCGUACGCAACACAACUACAAGUCUUUCAUUCCGCUGGCAGCCUCCGGAGGGGGACUUUGAUGGAUAUGACAUUUUUCUGUAUAAUGGAGAUGAAAGCUUGCAUGAUCAGAAGACUGGAAAGGUGAUCAUGCAAGACUGUUUUUUCCAGAACCUCCGACCUGGGACACUCUACAAAGUUACAGUUCAGACCCGCAGUGGAGAUCAGACCAACAACACAUCCAUCUGGGCCCGAACAGUUCCUGCAGCUGUGACGUAUUUGCGUGCUGACAGCAGAAAAAGCUCAGAUAGUCUGUGGUUGAGUUGGAAACAGGCUGUGGGUGAAGUGAGCAGCUACACCCUCCUCCUCUACAACCCUGAUGGGACUCAGCAAGCAGAACAGAAUCUGGGUCCAGACAGCAGAAGUCAUGUAUUUCAAAGUCUGGUUCCUGGAAGACUCUACCAGGCUGUUGUUCUAACACAAAGUGGAGAACUCACCAACAUGGCAACAACCGAAGGCAGAACUGACCCUGAGCCACCAGUCUCAUUCUCCUUUGGAGAGAUCACUAACACCUCGCUGGAAAUCACCUGGAGUGGUCCAGAUAAUACAGAUUUUGAUGACUUUGAUCUUCAGUGGAUCCCCAGGGACCAUCUGUUUGUGUUCAACCCCUACAGCAGCCCCAUGUCUCGCAGUCGAGUCCUAAAGGGGAUGUUUCCAGGCCGUCAGUAUAAUAUCAGUCUGCGCACAGUCAGUGGUGCUGGAACCAGUAACCCUACCUAUAGCCUUGCCAUCUACAGGAGUAUCAGGACAAAGCCAGAGCGUGUCCAGAGUCUUCACUGUCGUCCUCAGAACUCUACGGUCAUUUCCUGUUCCUGGAGUCCUCCAGAGGCCGACUUUGACUCGUACACUAUUGAGUGCUUGAGACAGGAUUCUCACAGGGUGGUGUACUCACAGCGCACAGUCAAAGAGACCACAAUCUAUCAGAUUAAAGAUCUGGAACCACAUAAACAGUACACUGUCUCUGUUAAAGUAAUCUCUGACAGCAUGACCAGUGAGGCUGUCAAGGAAAACGUGGUCACAAUGAUAGACCGUCCACCACUGCCCUUGAUUCGAGUAAAUGAAAACACAGUUCAAAUCACCAAGUCAACCAUUUUCUUCCAGUUUAACUGCAGCUGGUUUAGCGAUAUCAACGGCGCUGUGAAAUUUUUUACCAUCAUCGUUACUGAAUCUGAUGACAGUGAAAACGAGCAGCCUUACCAGCAUCAUCCACUUCCUUCAUACCUGGACUACAAAGUUAACAGUUCUGUCAAAACUUACCAGACCAAUUACUUCACCAGCCACUGUGAUGAGAGUCAAGGCCAGAUGCAGGAGUUUGAGAUUUAUCUAGGAUCUGGCAUGGAGAGUCUUGGAGGACGAUGUGAUGGAAAACCAUUAAAUGAUGCGACUCAGGAUCAGAUCUUCUGUGAUGGACCACUGAAACCCAAGACCUCAUACAGAAUCAGUGUUCGAGCAUUUACUAAACUCUUUGAUGAGAAACUUGAGGAGUUUCUCUCACCGCUCUUCACUGACACAUACCUAUCCAUGCCCUUUACGACAGAUGCAGAGCCGUUGAGUGGGGUCGUUGAGGGCGUCAGCGCUGGCCUCUUCCUCAUUGCCACAAUGGUGGGAUUAAUUGUCCUGCUGAUCUGCAGACAGAAAGCACAUAAAAUCAGCACACAUGAACCUGUGGUCAGAAUGAGUCUCAGAAGAGAACGACCAGCUGCAGGAACACAAAUCAUUGUUAGAGGCAACCGUCGUGUCUCAAGCCCCAUCGAUAUUUCAAAUUUUGAGGCCCAUUUGGCUAAACUACGAGCAGACUCCAGCUACCUUCUUUCUGAGGAAUAUGAGGACCUAAAGGAUGUUGGGCGUAACCAGCCACAAGACUCCGCAUUACUGCCUGAAAAUAGAGGGAAAAAUCGUUACAACAAUAUUCUGCCCUACGAUUCCACUCGAGUAAAGUUGUCAUAUGUUGAUGAAGACUCCUGCUCAGACUAUGUUAAUGCCAGCUAUAUUCCAGGCAAUAACUUCAGACGGGAGUAUAUAGCAACUCAAGGUCCUUUGCCUGGCACUAAGGAUGAUUUCUGGAAGAUGGUCUGGGAACAGAACGUGCACAACAUAGUGAUGCUGACACAAUGUGUUGAGAAAGGAAGGGUGAAGUGUGACUACUACUGGCCGUUUGACCAGGAACCGCUAUACUAUGGAGAUUUGAUAGUGCAGAUGCAGUCGGAAUCAGUGUUGCCGGAGUGGACAAUCCGAGAAUUCAAGAUCUGUAAUGAGGAACGUCUGAGCUAUUCAAGAGUCGUACGUCAGUUCCACUAUACAGUGUGGCCUGAUCAUGGUGUCCCAGAGAUCACACAGUCACUCAUUCAGUUUGUCAGAACUGUGAGGGAUUAUGUCAACCGAACACCUUUCUCUGGAGCCACUGUAGUGCACUGCAGUGCUGGAGUGGGCCGGACAGGGACUUUCAUUGCUCUCGAUAGGAUCCUUCAACAGCUGGACACGAGGGACACGGUGGAUAUCUAUAGUGUCGUCUUUGAUCUGAGACUUCAUCGCACACAUAUGGUGCAGACAGAGUGCCAGUACACAUACCUCUAUCAGUGUGUUCGGGAUGUGCUGCGUGCAAGAAAACUGCGCAGUGAACAGGAAAAUCUUUUGUAUCCCAUCUAUGAAAAUGUGCAUUCAGAUCUUCAUAGAGAUGUGGUGCCCUCCAAACGCUAAUGUGCUGAUGUGUAAAGAAGAGGCCAAAAACUUCAAUAUGUCAAAAAAUUAGAAAAAUAAAUCGAAGGUAAUAUGCUAUAUGUAUAACUAGAUGUUUAUCUAUACAGAAUUGUAUGAUGUAUAUAUGUUAGUUAUUCAACAUUAUUUCAGACUCUGUUAAGAAUGUUGUGCACUACUUAUUAAAUGAUUUAGACUUAUUUUAUAUUAAUAAAAUUGUACCUAAAAAAAUUAUGUUGUAUUUUUAUAAAUCAAGCAGAUUAAAUAUUUUACACAGUGUUGUCACUAUAACACAGUUUUUAUGGCUUCACACUUCAAUUUUGUUUUUGUAGAGCUCUUCACAAUUUUUCAUUAUUGCAAAUAAGCUAUACAGGAAAAAAGGCUAGAUUUUAGCACAAAACACAGUUACAUAUAAAAGUGACAUAUGAAAAAUAUAUUUAUAAUUACAAUAAUUCUUUGAGUUUGCAAAAUAUGCAGACUUGGCAACUUUGUAGCUGUAAAUACAGUACUCUCUAAAGAGCUUUCGCUAUAAUCCUCUGCAACCAAAUGGGGGCGACAAUUCCUAAAAUACUAGAAAUGUUUGUGUCACAGUUAUUUGUUCAUGCAUGUUCAACAGAGGCGGACACUACUUGAGUAAUUUAAGUACAUUUUCCAAGCAUCUGUGUGUGUUUGUCUUGGGAAAAAUUUACUUUACUAAAAAAUGUUCACUACAUUCCAAAGCAUAGAAUCACACUGUGUAUUCCUUUAAUAUUGCAUAUUAAAAU